UCACAUUGAUGGUCAGUUCGAAAUAGUUCCUUCAACAAAGCAGACGUUUUGCGAAAUCGAAAGCACAAUGAACCGUAUCCAAUGGUUUUUAAGUGUACUUUUGGUUACGGCCUUGUUUAUGGGUGCGCGUGCCGAUAGUGACAGCGACAGUGACAGUGGUAGCGGCAGUGAUAGCAAUGAAAGUCGUGGCAAGCACCACAAAAACAAGGGAAAAUCUCCGGCACCAUUGCCCUACUAUCCCCAUCCGGGAUAUCAUUACAAUAAUCCUGUUUAUGUUCCACAACCUGCCCCGGCACCCUAUCCCUACUAUCAACAACCACCACCAAUGCCCUACUAUUAUGGUUACCAACAACCGCCACCACCACAACCCAUUCCCUAUGGUAAUCCUUAUCCUUAUGGCGGUUAUUACAAUCAACCUCCACCACAGGGUGCCGCAGCACCACCACCACCCAGCGGACCUGCUCCCGGCCAAUUACCCCCCGCCACCCAAGGACCUCAAGGAUAUCCUGGCAUUCCCGGUGGCACCAGCACAAUUAAUCAUUCGUUGAAGGUUAACAAGGAAUACAAGGAAGAUGGUCAUCACUACAGUCCCGAUGCUCCCAGACCUCAAUAAAUAAUGUUUUUAGAAGACCGGACAUUUUUAAAAUAAUUUAAUAAAGUGAUUUUUUGAACAGCA
Molecule: messenger RNA, 676 nt
Organism: Musca domestica (house fly)
Lineage: Eukaryota; Metazoa; Arthropoda; Insecta; Diptera; Muscidae
Product: nematocyst expressed protein 4
Exons: 1
Coding region: 68-613 (181 amino acids)
Source: RefSeq, a predicted model, not a curated record